Molecule: messenger RNA, 1238 nt
Organism: Coffea arabica (coffee)
Lineage: Eukaryota; Viridiplantae; Streptophyta; Magnoliopsida; Gentianales; Rubiaceae
Source: RefSeq, a predicted model, not a curated record
GUACAUCCCUUCCAACCACAGACUCUGAGUGAUUUAGAUCUAAACCCUAUCUCCGUUACUCUCAGUCUCUCGCUCGUCGCCGACGCCGUUGCUCGCCGCAUCUGUCAGACUCCAUCGCCAUCGCUACAGAGUGAGCUCGCCACAUCUGGUUACUGGUGAGAAGCUCACUGGAAAUAGGAUGUGAAGCUUCUAUACGGGAAGGAAGGAUUACAUUCAUUUGCUGCAUUUAGUGCUACAAGUGCCAAAGGGCACUGCUCCGCCAGAAAUCAUCCUUAAAUAUUUAUUUUUUUGUAACUAUCUUCAAACCAUGAAGCUUUCUGUAGUUUUCAAAUCCUUACGUAGCUAUCCCGCUCUUCGUGUGGUUACCGGCCCUCUACAGUCUCGUGCAUUUCAGCCUGAUUUCAUUCCCAGGGAUCCCAAAUCGAAGCCCGUAAGACACAAGUAUCCUGCUUUCUAUGAUCCUUAUGGCCCUAGACCCCCACCUUCAGAUAAGAUCAUUCGGCUUGCAGAACAGAUUGCAGCCCUGUCUCCUGAAGAGCGUAAUGUGAUUGGUCCUACACUUAGAGACAGACUAAGGCAUCCUAAGAUUCAACCAGUUUUAGUGGAGGGCAUGGACUUGGGUCCUCAGGGAGGGUCUGGCGUUGGGUCUUCAAAGGCUGAGGAGAAGAAGGUAGAAAAAACUGCAUUUGAUGUCAAGUUAGAAAAGUUUGAUGCUGCUGCAAAAAUUAAGGUGAUCAAAGAGGUUCGUGCUUUCACAAAUUUGGGGUUGAAGGAAGCCAAAGAUUUAGUUGAGAAAGUACCAGUUUUAAUUAAGCAAGGUAUCACUAAAGAAGAGGCAAAUGAUAUUAUAGAGAAAAUCAAGGCUGUAGGGGGAGUUGCUGUUAUGGAGUAGAUUUUCAACGAGUUUUGUAUGCUUUCUUUGAACUGUUAUCAAAGUUCUGUUGCCAGUUUUUUGCUCUGAUAGACAAACAAUUGCCAUUCUGAAGAUGUUGUUCUUGCAUAUUCAAAAGAAUGAAACUUUCCUUGCUAGGUAGAGGAGGACCAUUAUGUUUUCCUUCAAAUUUGGUUUUCAUACUUGAUAUUUUGUGCUGACCCUUAAUGGGAUUUUGUGAUACGGAUGGGCCACGAGGGAAAUGGGCUUAACAGAUGUCUGGUUUGUGUAAAAUUGCUUGUGUAUAAUAUUGGAAUUAUUGCUAAUUUAACUGUGGUUGCAACUUACAAGUAGUAUGUUUGCUUCA